This is a messenger RNA of Schizosaccharomyces octosporus yFS286, 1430 nucleotides long. RefSeq names its product WD repeat protein. Gene Ontology annotation, biological process: autophagy of mitochondrion; protein lipidation; nucleophagy. Bases 135 to 1232 code for a protein of 365 amino acids. NCBI's taxonomy places the organism in Eukaryota, Fungi, Ascomycota, Schizosaccharomycetes, Schizosaccharomycetales, Schizosaccharomycetaceae. The record is from RefSeq and is a predicted model, not a curated record. Gene Ontology annotation, molecular function: phosphatidylinositol-3-phosphate binding; protein binding; phosphatidylinositol-3,5-bisphosphate binding. Gene Ontology annotation, cellular component: extrinsic component of membrane; cytosol; phagophore assembly site membrane. The transcript is spliced from 5 exons.
GGUUAUGACAUAAUUCCAGCUGUAUAUAAGGAUAUCGAGGAUAUUGUUUGUAUCGUUUAUAUGAGUCUCAAGAAACUUGACAGUUCAAUUGUGUUCAUAUCCAUUUGUCUUAAGAGAGGUCAAUGUAAGUUGGGAUGGUGAAAGUAAAUAGCAUAUCAUUAAACCAGGAUGCAUCAUGUUUAUCUGUUUCGCUCGACAAUGGAUACAAAAUCUUUCAGUUGAAUCCUCUAAAGCUCAGAGCUCAAAGAAAAUUCAAGAAUGAAGGAUUUUCGAUAGUGCAAAUGCUUUAUAAAAGCAAUAUUUUACUGUUGGUUGGAGGUGGGAACAAUCCGAAAUAUCCACCAAACAAGCUUAUUGUUUGGGAUGAUGUGAAGGAAAAACCUGUUCGCGAGCUUGAGUUACAUUUUGAAAUUAAGGGACUAUCGUUCAAUGGUGAACAUUUGGUUAUCGCUACUACUUCAAAACUCUUUUUGUAUCAUUUUACCCAUGCGAUGAAAUUAGUCAGGACUAUAGACACUCAGAACCCCAAAGGUUUAUGUGCUAUGGUGACCACAAAGGAAAAAACCGCGGUGGUUUUUCCGUCAAAAAAAAUUGGACAGUUUCAGAUUCUAUUUUUGCUAAAAGACCUUAUCAAUACGAGUAUUAUUUCAGCACAUGACAGCGAAAUUUCCUGCUUAGGUAUAUCUCAAUCGGGAUCCAAAAUUGCCUCUUCCUCUUCUUCCGGUACCCUUAUAAGAGUAUGGAAUGCAGAAACAGGAGAAAAAGUAUCCGAGUUUCGAAGGGGCUAUCAAUAUGCGUCAAUUAAUCAAUUGUCAUUUUCUCCUGAUGAAUUACUUUUGGCUUGUGCCAGCACAAAAGAGACGCUACAUGUAUUCUCGUUGCAUGGGAGUCCUAAUACCAAGAGGAGCAUAAAGCCUCCAAACCCCGAUCCACAGGAUGUACAUGAAUUACUGUCGCCCAGAAAUGAAUCUCGCCGACAGACCCAUUGGAAAAGGAAAAUGUUAAAGCUGAUUGACAGUGGAAAACGUGCCCAUUGGAGAAUCCCAUUGUAUCAGUCGAGUCCCGUUCUUCUUCAUUGGCUUGAUGAGAUGACUUUGAUCAUCUGCUAUAGCGACGCUGCAUAUCAAAGACUACGUCUAACUAUUCAUGAAAUAACGCAACCUGAUGAACAGAUUAUGUCUCAUGCUAAUUAUUGUUACGAUUAUGUCUUGGAAGCCGAUGGUUCACUUUAACUUCUGCACGGUUUACCAUAUUUUUCUCAUAAUUUAAAACUGUUUUUGAUUAUUAGAGGAUAAAAACAAAAGAAAAAUGAAAUGAAAUAACUUAAACAUUCUUCAAUUGCCUCUCCUUAUGGUAAUGAGCACUUUAUUGAACAAUAUCACUUUCUUUUGCAUACAAAAUUUGAAGAAAUGUAAAUUCUAAUAUUUAAA